GGGCAUGCCAAAAGUCUGAGAGGAGGCUUGUUGGAAACUACCCCUCACUGAGCCGUUCUUAUGGCAACCGAGCCGGAGCGAUAAACACUCUCCCGCGCGAGCGGACAGGGGCAGGAAGCGGAGAGCGGACUCACCGGGCGCCUCACCUGUAGCCACAGCUGAGAAGACUCACCUGGGGUGCCUGGCGCCCUUGGGAGCCGCUGCUAUAACCACGCCAUGGGGUGCUCGAGCAGCGCUCAGACCAAAGUCAAGGAGUUCGGCCGACAAACUCCCAAACUCCCGGAGACCAACGGAUUGUCCCAGUGCGAUGACAGCUUGCCUAUCACAGAUAAAAAUGACACAGAAUCUGACCAGACUAAACUUGAACCCCUAGAGGAGGAGAAGCUUGGAUCUUCUUGGAAAAAAACAGAUGAUAAUCUCUAUAAAGAGGAGCCUGAUGCUUUGAUUCAGGAAAUAACAAAAUGUGACCUUUCUACCUGUCACAGAGUAGAUCCUGAGGGUACAGAGCCUCAGCUAACAGCACCAGAAGAAAAGUUUGAUACAAGUCAGUGCUUAUCUUUAGACUUCCUUGAAGCUGCUGGGUCUCAGGCUGUGAAGUCAACAGAGUUGGCUAGCAAUCCUCAAGUUGCCACCGAAGCUGCUGGUUCUUCACAUUUAGAAUCUCUCCAGGAUAAGAAGCCUGAACCUACUGAAACCUCAGAAGGGGACACACCUGAGCCUUCAACAGAGGAAAUCCGGUGUUUUGUAACAGAAAUUGUGACAGAACUGCUUGUGGAUGAAGAGGAACAACUAACAGAGGUUACUGUCCCAGGUGAGGCAGGAGAAAAGGUGGAAACUGAGAUGCACCAUGAGGUAAUACCUGGGGCCUCGGAAACAAAAGAAGAAACCAGAGAAGCUCCACUGGUCACGGAGAUAAAACAAGCUAAUGAAGAAUGACCCAGGGUUUCUGGCUGGACUUCACGGCUAAACUUUAUGGCUUCUGGCUGGACCUUAUCCUUGUUCGCUCAGUUAAAAUGUAUAUUCCUGUUUGACAAAAAUCUAGUUGUUAUAAAAGCUUGUAUAAACUUAUCACAACUACUGAAUACUAAGUGAAAACCAUUUUAAGAAAUUUUAAUGGAAAAAUCAAGUUGCCAAGGCACCACUGAGGAACUGCAUUGUUAAACCAUCACACCUGCCAGAAAGUGCCUCCUGCUAUUGUUUCAAUGGAACUACAAAUUGCAGAACACUCUUACUUGCUUUAGGUAGAAAAUAAAUAUGAAGGAUAAUAUAGCACAAAUAAUAUAAACUGUAAAUGUGAUUAUAGAUAAACUUAGAUCUAAGAAUGUAUAUGGUCUAAACUAGGGUGAAAAUAACUAAAUUCCAGUGGAGUUUUUGCAGCCAUGGAUUAUUUAAUUGCAUUAAAUUUCUUAGGUGAAGUUUCUUGUAAACAUGUAAGAAUUGUAAUUCUUAUCUGGAAAGGGACAGGAUGAGCUUUAUAGCAUCGAUCUUAUUUCUUUAAUAUGGUAUACGACAGAAAAUACAAAUUUCAUUUCCUGAAAAUAGUGAUUGUGGUCCUCAAAAUACUUAGAUGAGCACUAGUAUGAAUUGUUGACAUUUAAAAAUUAGAGAUAGCCUGCUAAAAAAACAAUUAUAUUGCAAAUGUCAGGUUAAAAAUGACAUGAUUGAUUACAGUAUUCUUUAAACUAUGCAACCAAUAAAGUGAGCAGAGCUGUGCUUCACUCAUUUUCAGAAACACAUUUGUUCUUUGCUGCUAUUUGUGCGAUAUGGCUGGUCUCAUGCCUUCUCAAAUGUCUCUAAAAUGUAACCUUAAACUUUGAAAUAAAUAAUAUAUUUGUGGAAUAUGGUAAUGUUGUCCAGAUAUGGGAAUCUAUUGGGUAAAUGUUUAUGGGUAUUGUAGAAAAAGUAUUAACUACAUUCUUGGUACAUUCAGGAAAGCAGAAAGGUUUUGUAGCUGAUAAGAUUUUAGAAUCAUGCAACUUAUGAAAUGAAGGCAUUUUAUAGGAUAUACAGUCCAGUUCUUACUCAGUGUAGGAAUCCAAUGAAUUAUUGAUGUCCAUCACCCCCAUUUGAAAACUUCUUGUUGGAAACCACCACUAACAAAUCUGUUAGGAAAUGCUUCCUAAUAUUCAGUUUUAAUCUCAACAGCUGGUCAUUAUCAUGCUGUGUGAAAAGAGAAAGGAUCUGGAUACAAUGCUUCUAUUAAUGUAACCAAGAUUCUGUUUUAUUUAGCUGCCAUACCACUAUUUGCUCAUGUUCAGCUAGCAGGCCUUGCUAUUCCUAGAUGCAUCUCACUCACAUUGCCUUCCCACUGAAUCAAUCCUGUCUGUUCAUCUGAUCUUUCCUAUCCAGAUGGAGGUCACUUGUCACAGUGAAUCAUUCUGUUGGAUUUGACCCAGCAUUUGAGCCUUUUGAAUAGUGAAUUUGUCCAUAAUGUCAAUCCCCUUAAUUUUGUAUCAUUUCAUCUUGUGAGUCUUUUAAAAAAAGGAGUUGAACAGCACCAGCCAGUGACAUCACUCUACUUUUGUCCUGAAUGAUACAGAACAAUUUUUGAUCAUUCUUUGGGACUUGCAGGUGAUCCAGCUACAAGCUCAUUGGACUGCAAUACCAUCUUUAUUUACCUUAGCUGCACUUAUAUGAGAGGACUUCACAGACAUUUCGCAAUCAUGGUGCACACAAUCCAUAGCAUUCCCUUGGUGUAGCAGCUUGGUCAUCCUGUCAAAAAAAUUAAUUAGCCUAACAUGAUUUGUUCUUUACAAACACUGGUUCUAGAAAACAAUAUUGCUUAAGUGCUUCCAAUGCGGAAUGACAGGUUGUGGAAUGAAUGCUUUCCUUAGUACAGACAUUAACUGGUUGGUAGUUUUCCUGAUCUUUCCUCUUUCCCUUAAUAUUGGUUCUUCUCUAAUUGUUAGUAUCUCUCCCUUUCUCCUGGAGUCUUGUCACAAAACCCCCUUUGCCAACUUCUACUACUCCCGAGAUCUAAUUUAUCUGGCUCAGUUGAUAAAUUCAUUUAAAUUACAAGUUCUACCAUACCUUAUGAGCUAUGCCUCACCCAUUCUGUCUUUUGGAGAAGAGUUCUCUCUCCUGAGAUUAAAUGCAAAAAUGUUAGAAGAGUUUCAUCUUCUCCUUAUUCCCCUGUGUACUAUUCAUGUAACAGGCUUAUAGCCUCCUUGAUUCUUUUAUUAAAAG
Messenger RNA from Pseudonaja textilis, 3186 nucleotides. RefSeq lists its product as uncharacterized. Lineage: Eukaryota; Metazoa; Chordata; Lepidosauria; Squamata; Elapidae. The record is from RefSeq and is a predicted model, not a curated record.